UAAACAAGGAAAAGACAGGUCAUCCUGACUCGAACCAACUAAUCCCCCAAGGUCUCCUUAGCCUCACUCACUCACCCCCUGACGCACGCCCCCACCACCUCACCACCUUAUAUCCCACCUCACCAUUACCCUCACCUCUUCACAUCCACAAUUUAUCCCAAACACACACACCCCACCCAUAGAGCUCCCCACACCCGCGGGAGAGGUCCCCCGGGACCUCCUCGGGGCUGCUAUAUCUAUGUCCCUUCCUCAUCACGCGCCACCACCACCACCAGAAAAAGCAGUGCAGGUCCUGGAGUCACCCCCACCGAUGAUGACGAUGACGCCAUCUCAGCUACCGGCGCUUUAUAAGCAGCGCUCAUUGUCGCCAGACAUUUUCCGCGACGAGGCAUGGCUUAGAAGGAAAGGGAACAGCAGGAACAGGGGGAGCAAGAGCGUGACGGACGAAGACCUUGAUGAACUCAAGGCUUGUAUUGAGUUGGGGUUCGGGUUCGAGUUUGACUCACCCGAGGUGGAUCAACGUUUGUCCGAUACUUUGCCUGCUCUUGGCCUCUACUAUGCUGUUAACAAGAACUACAACGACAUCGUUUCCAAGUCUUCUUCAGUUGCAUCGGAUUGUGAUAGUAUUCCCUCCCCUAUAGGCAGCCCCAACUCCAUCUUUGGUCCUGGUGAUAAUCCACAGACGGUGAAGAUAAGGCUGAGACAAUGGGCGCAGGUGGUUGCUUGUUCGGUGAGGCAAUGCUCAUGAUGGACAUAAGGAUCUGUUGUGUCAUAUAACUUUGACAUUAUUAUCGCCGUCAUCAGUGUUUCAGGGUUAACUACUGAGAAAUCAAGACAAAUUAAAAGAACCAGAGUUGUAAUCAAUGUAACCAAACAUCAACAACCAACAAAUAACUUGUUUUAUAAUUGCUAUGAUAUUCCCACCACUCCUCACCCACCGACUUUGGUUUUGCUAGACAUGAAAAACUCAGAAGAAGAAAAAAAAACCCCACUGUAAAAAAGAAAUUCCCACGUUAAACAGCUGCUAAUAUAUUGACUUUUUCUAACA
Molecule: messenger RNA, 1048 nt
Organism: Gossypium arboreum
Lineage: Eukaryota; Viridiplantae; Streptophyta; Magnoliopsida; Malvales; Malvaceae
Exons: 2
Coding region: 239-748 (169 amino acids)
Source: RefSeq, a predicted model, not a curated record